Puccinia triticina is the source of this 156-nucleotide messenger RNA. RefSeq lists its product as uncharacterized. The transcript is spliced from 2 exons. The coding region runs from base 1 to 156 and encodes 51 amino acids. NCBI's taxonomy places the organism in Eukaryota, Fungi, Basidiomycota, Pucciniomycetes, Pucciniales, Pucciniaceae. The record is from RefSeq and is a predicted model, not a curated record.
AUGCUUGAAGAUCCGCAACUCGUCAUCCUUGUUCGCUCCCUUGCGCCACCGCCCCUUGCUCCUGAUAGUCAGAUCCUGCAAGAGCAGCUCCAAAUCAAAUUUGUAUAUACUCACAGAGAGAUUUUGUGCUUCACAUUUAUCCUGUCUAUUUGUUGA